AUGUCCGGCAUUGACAAUGAACCUCCUCAGAAAAAAGAAGCAGCAAGCAUCAAAAGGGCUCAUGUGACUGAAGAUAAGCCAAAUUCUCAGACUGGUGGUGGAGAAACGGCUGAGCAAAAGGAUGAAUUAGACACUUUCGAAAUCCAUGAAUUAGACAUACCUGAUCGAGAGAGCGAGGAAAUAGACUUCGAGCAUUGUAGAAUUCGGGCAAUCAGCCACUUGGAAAUCUUACCCAACGUAAUUAUGUUGAUGGUUUCUAAUGUGCUUCAGGUUAAGUAUUUGUGUUUGCGGAACAAUCUGAUAAAGAAACUGGAAAACUUUGAACCAAUCGCCGCGACGUUAAAUGACCUGGAUCUUUAUGACAAUCAGAUCACAAAGGUAACUCGGUUGUUUUAG
This is a messenger RNA of Echinostoma caproni, 396 nucleotides long. Lineage: Eukaryota; Metazoa; Platyhelminthes; Trematoda; Plagiorchiida; Echinostomatidae. The record is from the annotation of a GenBank genome assembly.